AUGGAUACAGAGCCAGGCCACGAGGGAGGGCCUCCGGGGGCAGAGGUAGGAGAAAGAAACCCUGCCGUGGCUACAGAGGUGAAGAACUCGUUGUCAGAACCCCCACCGAUGAGUCCAAAGGUUGAGCUGAAGGCGAAGAAGCCAGGGCCCAGGGCCCGGAAUCAAGUGGACAGUGGGCCACAGAAGGAACUGGUGGUCCCAGGCAUUGUGGAUUUCGAGCUGACCCAAGAAGCAGUGAGGAUCCCCAAGCCCCAAACCCCCGGUGCCUACCGCUUUGGCCGCCUCAGCCACCAUUCCUUCUUCUCUCGACACCACCCCCACCCCCAGCACGUAACCCACAUCCAAGAUCUCACCGGGAAGCCUGUCUGUGUCGUCCAGGGCAAGUUCUCUCCGGCCCCCUUGCCUCCAGCCAUGUUCUUACCCAGCUGUCUGAUAGGGAUGUCCACCAUCUCUAUCCCCAUUGGAGACCCACAGUCCAAUCGGGACCCUCAGCUGUCUUCUGAGACUUGGAAGAGGGCAUUGAAGGACCUGGCAUCCCGGGUGGCCAUCUUCACCAAGGAGAAUGAGGCGAAGAGCCAAGAGGUGGGUCAAAAGGCAGAGCUGAAGAGAGAGCAGGGGGCCAAGUACUCCGCCGAGACCGGGAGGCUCAUCCCAGCAUCCACGGCAGCCCUUUCCCAACACAGCUCCCGCCAGAGCCAGCGAAGCUCUUCCUCAGGCCGAGCGGGAGGAGUCCAGACCUCUGUUCUCCAGGACCCCGAGCUGCUGAUCCUGGAGCUCCUGUGCCAGAUUCUGCAGACAGACUCGCUGAGUGCCAUCCAGUUCUGGUUGCUCUUUGCUCCCCCAAAGGAAAAGGACCUGGCCCUGGGGCUCCUGCAGGCAGCAGUGGCCCCUCUGCUCCCCCAGCCGCUAGUCUCCAUCCCCACAGAAAAACUCCUGAACCAACUUCAAGAUGUUCAAACAUCCACACCAGAAAAGGAGCAGCCACACUACAGUCAGUCCCCAAAGCCAACAAAGACAUUGCCAGUACUAAAGAGCGAGAAGCCAGAGUACAUCGGAGCCGCCCAAGUUCUCCGAGUGAACUCAAGCCGAAACUCAGAAGAAAAAGUGUUGGCAUCACAGGCAGAGAGCUGA
Molecule: messenger RNA, 1131 nt
Organism: Echinops telfairi (small Madagascar hedgehog)
Lineage: Eukaryota; Metazoa; Chordata; Mammalia; Afrosoricida; Tenrecidae
Gene: TBATA
Product: thymus, brain and testes associated
Exons: 10
Coding region: 1-1131 (376 amino acids)
Source: RefSeq, a predicted model, not a curated record